UAAUGGAGCCGCUGAGUGGCAGGUGCUGACAGCUUCUGCAGUCCCAGUAACUGCUCCUUUUGGGGUCAUUUGCAAUUCUGUACCUCUAAAUGCCACAGCUCUCUGGGGGAAGGUUGCGCUGGAUACCGGGACUGCCUCGGAAGACCGUGACGCCAUGGGCAACGCGGAGAGCCAGAGCGUGGAGCACGCCUUCUACGGGGACAAGCAGCCGGGGCUGGGCCGCAAGCACACGUCGCGCUCGCUGCGCCUCUCCGGCAAGGCCUCGCGCCGCACGCGCCACGCCUCCUCGGGCAAGGUCAUCCACCGCAACUCCGAGGUGAGCACGCGCUCCAGCAGCACGCCCAGCAUCCCGCAGUCGCUGGCCGAGAACGGUCUGGAGCCCUUCGCCCCCGAGGCCAACCUGGAGGACUUCGGCAGCGCCAUGUGGGUGGAGCGCGUGGACAUGGGCCUGCGGCCCGUGUCCUACCACACGGACUCGUCGGUGACGCCCAGCGUGGACAGCAGCACGGUGCUGACGGCCGCCUCCGUGCACAGCGUGCCCGACUCGGAGGAGAGCCGGCUCUACGGGGACGAGCCGCCCUUCCUGGGCGAGGGCGAUGGCCGGGCGCUGCGCUACGCGGCCAACGGCAGCGCCUUCAUGGACGCGGCCAGCUUCAAGAAGAAGCGCUCCAAGUCGGCCGACAUCUGGCGCGAGGACAGCCUGGAGUUCUCGCUGUCCGACCUCAGCCAGGAGCACCUGACCAGCAACGAGGAGAUCCUGGGCCUGGCCGAGGAGAAGGACGCCGAGGCCGCGCAGGGCCCGGAGGCCGGCGGCAGCCCCCAGCCCCUGGCUGCCUGCCAGCGGGCCAACUCCAUGAGCGACCUGUAUUCCCCCAAAACCCCCGGCGCCGCCAUCAACGGCGGCCCCCGAAACGCCUUCGGAGGGUACUGCCGGAACCUGGUGUCCGACAUCCCGGAGCUCGGGAGCCAUAAGAUGGCAUCGGUGACCGCCGAGGACGCGCCUUCCUCCUACAGUAACUACAACACGCUGCCCUGCAGGAAAUCCCACUGCCUUUCCGAAGGGGCCACCAACCCCCAGAUGAGCCACAGCAGCAGCAUGCAAGGCAGAAGGGCGAAAACCACCCAGGACGUCAACGCGGGCGAGGGCAGCGAGUUCACCGACAGCGGCAUCGAGGGCGCAGCCACGGACACGGACCUGCUGUCACGGCGCUCCAACGCCACCACGGCCAGCUACUCGCCGCCCGCCGGCCGCGCCUUCAUCGGCAGCGACAGCGGCAGCAGCUCGGCGGGCGAUGGGCUGCGCCAGGGCGUCUACGAGAACUUCCGCCGCGAGCUGGAGAUGAGCACCACCAACAGCGAGCACCUGGAGGAGGCGGGCUCGGCCCUGAGCGACGAGCAGAGCAGCGGCACCCUCAGCUCCCCCGGCCAGUCCGACAUCCUGCUGAGCGCCGCGCAGGGCACCGUGCGCAAGGCCGGCGCCCUGGCCGUCAAAAACUUCCUGGUGCACAAGAAGAACAAGAAGGUGGAGUCGGCCACGCGCAGGAAGUGGAAGCACUACUGGGUGUCCCUGAAAGGCUGCACGUUGUUCUUCUAUGAGACUGAUGGCAGGUCUGGCAUUGACCACAACAGCAUCCCCAAACACGCUGUCUGGGUGGAGAACAGCAUCGUGCAAGCCGUGCCUGAGCACCCCAAGAAGGACUUUGUCUUCUGCCUCAGCAACUCCCUUGGGGACGCUUUCCUCUUCCAGACGUGCAGCCAGACGGAGCUGGAGAACUGGAUCACGGCGAUCCACUCGGCCUGCGCCACCGCCGUGGCGCGGCAGCACCACAAGGAGGACACGGUCAAGCUGCUCAAAACAGAGAUCAAAAAGCUGGAGCAGAAGAUAGACAUGGACGAGAAGAUGAAGAAAAUGGGUGAAAUGCAGCUGUCCUCUGUCACAGACUCCAAGAAGAAGAAGACCAUACUGGAUCAGAUCUUCGUGUGGGAGCAGAACCUGGAGCAGUUCCAGAUGGAUCUGUUCCGGUACCGCUGUUACCUGGCGAGCCUGCAGGGCGGGGAGCUGCCCAACCCCAAGCGCCUGCUGGCCUUUGCCAGCCGCCCCACCAAGGUGGCCAUGGGCCGCCUGGGCAUCUUCUCCGUGUCGUCCUUCCACGCGCUGGUGGCGGCUCGCACGGGGGAGUCGGGCGUGAGGAGAAGGACACAGGCCAUGUCCAGGUCUGCCAGCAAGCGGAGGAGCAGGUUUUCUUCCCUUUGGGGGCUGGACACUACCUCGAAGAAGAAGCAAGGGAGGCCGAGCAUUAACCAGGUGUUUGGAGAAGGAGUUGAUUCAGUGAAGAAGUCUCUCGAAGGGAUCUUUGAUGACACAGUCCCAGAUGGAAAGAGGGAGAAAGAAGUGGCCCUGAGCAGUGUCCACCAGCACAACCCCGACUGUGAUAUUUGGGUGCACGAGUACUUCACGCCCUCGUGGUUCUGCCUGCCCAACAACCAGCCUGCCCUGACAGUCAUCCGGCCUGGGGACACCUCCCGGGACGUGCUGGAGAUGAUCUGCAAGACACACCAGCUGGACUACUCCACUCACUACCUGCGCCUGAAGUUCCUCAUUGAGAACCAGAUCCAGUUCUAUGUACCAAAGCCAGAGGAGGAGAUCUAUGAGCUGCUAUACAAGGAAAUUGAAAUCUGUCAGAAAAUUACCCAGCACAUUCAGAUGGAGAAGUCUGAUGCAUCCUCUGAUAUUUAUGGUUUCUCUCUGUCCUCUGUGGAAGAGGAGGGGAUUCGCCGGCUCUACGUGAACAGCGUCAAGGAGACUGGCCUGGCUUUCAAGAAAGGCCUGAAAGCCGGGGAUGAGGUGGUGGAGAUCAACCAGAGAGCCGCAGAGGAGCUGGACUCAGCGCUGCUGAAGGACGCCCUGCUGCAGCCUGCGCUGUGCCUCACCGUGCGCACCCACCCCGAGCCGGAGGAGGGACAGAGGCUGAGCCAGCCACCCCCACGGCGCCCAGAGAACCCCUCAGAGCCCGGGGAUGGUGCCCUGGCCUUCUCUGGGGGCAGCCAAGGGCACUCCCUCUGCAGUGACCCCGACAGCUCGGCCGAGGCGGCCCCGGAGGAGGCAGAAGUGCAGGACCUGGAGUCGUUGGAUGAGGCCGAGAAGAUGAGCAAGAGCACAGAGCAGGUCGCAGCUUUCUGUCGCAGUCUGCAUGAAAUGAACCCCUCUGACUGCAGUGCUCCCCCCCAGGACUGUGCAGGGCCCCAGCUGAGCACCAUGAGGCAGCUCACAGACGCAGACAAGCUGAGGAAGGUCAUCUGUGAGCUCCUGGAGACUGAGCGUACCUACGUCAAGGACUUAAAUUGUCUGAUGGAGAGAUACCUGAAGCCUCUGCAGAAAGAAACCUUCCUCACGCCAGAUGAGCUGGAUGUUCUCUUUGGGAAUCUGACUGAAAUGGUAGCAUUCCAGGUAGAGUUCUUGAAAACUCUGGAAGACGGAGUAAGGCUGGUUCCAGACCUGGAAAAGCUUGAAAAAGUAGAGCAAUUUAAGAAAGUGUUGUUCUCCCUGGGUGGAUCCUUCCUGUACUACGCUGACAGGUUCAAGCUGUACAGUGCCUUCUGUGCCAGCCACACGAAAGUCCCCAAAGUCCUGGUGAAAGCCAAGACAGACACUGCUUUCAAGGCGUUCCUGGAUGCCCAGAACCCGCGCCGGCAGCACUCCUCCACCCUGGAGUCUUACCUCAUCAAACCCAUCCAGAGGAUACUCAAAUACCCCCUCCUGCUCAAGGAGCUCUUUGCUCUCACUGACGUGGAUAGUGAAGAACAUUAUCACCUUGAUGUGGCCAUCAAAACUAUGAACAAAGUUGCCAGCCACAUUAAUGAAAUGCAGAAAAUCCAUGAAGAAUAUGGGGCAGUGUUUGACCAACUCAUAGCAGAACAAACAGGGGAGAAAAAAGAGGUCGCCGACCUUUCCAUGGGGGACUUGCUCCUGCAUAACACAGUGAUAUGGCUGAACCCUCCUGCUUCCCUGGGCAAGUGGAAGAAGGAACCUGAGCUGGCAGCGUUCGUGUUCAAAACUGCCGUGGUCCUUGUGUACAAGGAUGGUUCCAAACAGAAGAAGAAACUCGGAGGAUCACACAGAGCCUCAAUCUACGAAGACUGGGAUCCGUUCCGGUUUCGCCACAUGAUCCCUUUGGAAGCGCUGCAGGUGCGGGCCCUGGCCAGUGCAGAUGCAGAGACCAAUUCUGUGUGUGAGAUUGUCCACGUCAAAUCUGAGUCUGAGGGCAGGCCAGAAAGGACAUUUCACCUCUGCUGUAGCUCUCCAGAACACAGGAAGGACUUUCUGAAGGCAGUGCACUCCAUCCUGCGGGACAAACACAGAAGACAGCUCCUUAAAACCGAAAGUUUGCCCUCAUCCCAGCAAUACGUUCCUUUUGGUGGAAAAAGAUUGUGUGCUCUAAAAGGUGCAAGGCCAGCCAUGAACAGGGCAGUGUCAGCCCCGAGCAAGUCUCUGGGGAGGAGGAGGCGGCGGCUGGCCCGAAACAGGUUUACCAUUGACUCGGAGGCCGUCCACAGCAGCAGCCCCGAGAAAGAGCCCGCGCAGCCCGCGCAGGGAGGGGACACUGACCGCUGGGUUGAGGAGCAGUUCGACGUGGCGCAGUACGAGGAGCAGGAGGACAUCAAGGAGACCGACAUCCUGAGCGACGACGACGACUUCUGCGAGGCGGCGCGCGGCGCGCAGCGGGAGCUGCGGGAGCGGCUGCAGGCCACGUCCCUGGCGGGCGGCCGGCGGCCCGAGCAGCGGCCCUGCCCGCCCGGGGACGCGCACGCCGCCAGGAUGGCCCAGCUGAGGAAGCAGGCGACCCUGCCCGGCGUCAACGGCGCCGCCGAGGGCCACGGCGAGGAGGUCAUCUGGGUACGGCGGGAGGACUUUGUGCCCGGCAGGAAGCUCAACACCGAGCUCUGAGCCGGCCCCCGCAGGUGUCCCCGGCCCCCGCAGGUGUCCCCGGCCCCCGCCGUCCCUCCCGGGGACCCCGCGGAUUGCACACUUGCACACACCAUUGCGGCAGCUCAAGCGGUCCGAAGCCGUGCGGCCACGCUUCAGGCGACUGACAAACGCUCCAAAACCAGGAACGAAACGAGCUCGAGGUCCUGUCUUACGUUAACCAAGGGCUUUCACACUAUUUUAUUUAUUCUGAAACAAUCAGGGGCUGAAAUGGAGUAACGGAAUCACUGGAAAACAAAUGACUCUGGAUGUCGUAACCUCUGUGCAGCGAAGGGGCUCCGGCAGGAGCGCGAGGACAGAGGGGCCGGUGGCCGUGAAAGCCGUCGGCCGUAGGCUCAUCUCCUUGGCGAGGAAACUGCCUUUUUAACCUGUACAGUCGCAGUAUUCUGACCCCCUUUCCCCCCUCUAAAUGUAAGAGAAUAUUCAUGUACUUUAGGAACGUGUGAGGAAAGGUUUGGGAUUUAUGUUGUGUUCAGUCCUCUUGGUCUGUGGCUGGUCUAAUUUAACGUCGAUGUCGGAAGCUCUAGUUUUACAUACUCUUGUAAAGAUGCCAAACUCUCUUAAAAGAGAUCCAAAUUUAACACUUGAAGAAAUAUUUUUUUGUAUUUUACCUGAGAUGCAGGGGCACAAAGAGGUAAGAGAUUUAGGGUAGCUCCACGUCUUGGAUACGAGGCUAGCUUUUUGCAGAGGGUUAGGAAUGGUGGUUUUAUAUUAAAAUAUGAACUGGAAACUCUUAUUUAGGUAUAACUUUCUUCAGGAAAAGGUUUAUUGUAUAUGUUUGAGACUGGAGUUUAGUUAGCUAAUAAAAAGAAUAAUAAAUAAAAUGACAUGGUUGAAUUGCAGUGGAGCAAAGGGAUCCGUGCUGUGCCCUUGCUGGAAACACAGAUCCCUUUGCUCCUCUCUCUCUGGCAGAGUUUGGGCUUAGGGAACAGGGAAUUCAUGGCCAAAAAACUGACCUCACCCACUCUCCUACCGUGGGUGAAACUAGUGUAUUUUAAUUCCUUUAUAAAAGCUUUUCCACUGCAAUAGAGGAUGAAAAAAGUUCUACACAAGUAAAACUUCUUUAACAUUUUAAAUCUUUUAUUUAAACAUCUAAAACAGGGUAAAACAUGACUAAAAUCUCGUGGUUUUUAAGUAGAGUUCCAAAUACAAAACACAAAAUAGCACUUUUUUUUUUUUAUUAGGUUUUCUAUAGCUUUCCCCAUUGCAGUCUCACCUAUAGGAAUAAAAAAAAAAAAAGGAAGAUUAUAUGAAAUUUUGUUCUGUUUUGUUGGUAUCUAUUGAUGUUUGACACAUCACUAGGUACUUUGAGAACCUGAAAUUUUAUAAUAGCCUUAGGAUUAUAUUUUAUAAAAUCCACUCUGACUAUAUUUUAAGACAUAACAAAAAUUAUCCCCACUCCCCCCUGAAACAUCCAUCACUGUCUGUGUGUCCCAGCUGGCAUCCUCCCCUCACCCCCUCCCUUCCCUGGUUUCUGGUGCACUAUACUUGACUUACAAAAGCUUUCUCUAGUUAACUUUUUGCUAUCUCCUGGUUUCUUUUCAUAAGAGCUUUAGAGGAGUUUCUACCCCCUUUGUAUGAUCACAUGGUUGUUUUUUGUAUCAUCACCUGUCGGUCGUGUCCCACGUGCUGGAGGGUUUGGCUGUCCUGGGCUGCUCCCAGGGUCGCAGUCGGCACUCGGAUACUGGAAGGCUGGUACUGGGAAGGUACCGUGGCUCUUGUACAUAAUGUCAUGACAUGUCUAUGUCAAAGGUUCUUAUAUAUUUCUUUUAUAAGCUGAAAGAAGGUCUAUUUUUAUGUUUUUAGUUCUAUGAAUGGAACGUUGUAAAUGCCUGUCAGAAAUAAAAUACUGG
This is a messenger RNA of Pseudopodoces humilis (Tibetan ground-tit), 6837 nucleotides long. Lineage: Eukaryota; Metazoa; Chordata; Aves; Passeriformes; Paridae. The record is from RefSeq and is a predicted model, not a curated record.